AUGACUGUCCUUUUUUUUUAUGCAUGCCUUCUUAAAGCGAUUGUUUUAUUUGCAUGUUAUGUGCACUGUAACUAUAAUAUAAAAAUUCGAAAGCUGAUAUUUGAAUCGAAAACAGAGCAAUGUAAAAAAGAGAUAGAAUUAUUUGGAGAAAAAGAUAUGUUCAUAAUUAAAGAUAGUAGCAACACUUAUUUGCAAAUUCAAGAUAAUAAUACAAUUAUAAGCAAUUUAAAUGUUUAUGGAACUAUACAUACUAAUGAUUUUUUAUUUUAUCAAACAAAUCAAUGGAAAUUAUAUCAUAUUGAUACCUUUGAUAAAAAAGAUAAUAAAUGGAUCCCAUCGGACGUGAGUACUUGUGGGAAUUCUCCCGACACAUUUCUUGGAGGCCCAUGCAAAUUCGGACCAAUUGAAGCUUACAUUAAAAUUACGAACAUACCGAAACACACGAAAUUAAAAAUCAAAAUGAGGAUUCAUUUUUUUGAUACCUGGGAUGGUGACUCUCUAUUUUUACAAGUUGACGAUAAAAUUAUUUGGACAGAGUCUCAUAAAUCCAAUGAUACAACGUCAACCAAUUUGGGGAUAGAUGUAUGCGGGGAAAAUGCCCCUGAUAGAUUAUCAGUUUCUGUUGAUUCUGAAUUUGAGCAUUCUGCAGAUUCUACGAACAUAUUAUUAGGAAACACUUUAAAAAAAACAACUAAUUCAUGUAUAACGUCAUGGGGAAUAGAUGAUUUUAUUAUCUAUUAUAAAUGA
This is a messenger RNA of Plasmodium yoelii, 747 nucleotides long. Its product is annotated as conserved protein, unknown function. The record is from RefSeq and is a predicted model, not a curated record. Lineage: Eukaryota; Apicomplexa; Aconoidasida; Haemosporida; Plasmodiidae. The transcript has 7 exons. Bases 1 to 747 code for a protein of 248 amino acids.